AUGAGUAUUCUUUUUAAAGACGACCAUUGCUUUUUUAUAUGUCACAAACAUUAUAUCGAUAAAAUAUAUAAAAAAAUUCAAACAGAAUCUUUAAAAAGUUACAAAUUAAAGGAAGAUUUAUUUAAUAUUACUACACCAUAUAAAGCUUCGAGAAGUAAUUACAAUAAUGAAAUUGAUCCUAGUAAAAGUGAGCUUGAAGUGGAUAUUUGCUAUGUACGAGAUGCGUAUAAAAAUUUUCAAGACAAACUUUAUAAACAAGAUAUUUUAAGUAAACCUAUGGGGGAUAGUGAGAAAAAUAUUAAGGCUAAACUUAUAUCGGAUAAUAUUUAUUUGGAAUCUACAAAAUAUAAUGUUAAAUCUGCAUUUGGUGAAAAUUUAAUACCGGCUGUUAGAGAAGUAAACGGGUCAAAUUUUCUUUUUCCGGAAAAGUGUUUGUUUUAUUCUUUUGAUGUAAAUGAUAUCGAUCAAAGAUUAAAUGAUAAGAAAUUUGAUUUAAUACUUUUGGACCCACCGUGGUGGAAUAAAUAUAUAAGGCGGAAAAGAAAGAAAAGCGACUCUGCAUACCACAUGAUGUAUAAUGACGAUUUAAAAAAUAUUCCCAUUGAAGUUGUUUUGAAAGAGAGUGGCUUAGUUGUGGUGUGGUGCACAAACUCUCAGCAAAAUUUAGACACGCUUAUAAAUGACAUUUUUAAAAAAUGGAAUGUUGACUUUAUUACAAAGUGGUACUGGCUGAAAAUAACCAGGUUUGGAGAACCAAUUUGUAGUUUUUCUAAACCUCCAGGAAAGCAACCAUUUGAACAGAUAAUAAUUGGAGGGAGAAAUAUUGAUUUUCCCCAAGAUUUCAACAAAAAGGUAAUUGUCAGCAUACCAAGUGCUAUACAUUCUCACAAACCACCAUUGGAGGAAAUUUUAAAGUUUGUCUUACCUGAAAAUGCUGAAAAAUUGGAGAUAUUCGCCAGAUACCUUCUGAACGGUUGGACUUCAUAUGGAAAUGAAGUAUUAAAAUUACAAAAUGAGAUUUUGUUUGAUGUUACUUAAAAUAAAGUAUUUUAAUCUGAAAA
Molecule: messenger RNA, 1061 nt
Organism: Brassicogethes aeneus
Lineage: Eukaryota; Metazoa; Arthropoda; Insecta; Coleoptera; Nitidulidae
Source: the annotation of a GenBank genome assembly